Molecule: messenger RNA, 1787 nt
Organism: Oncorhynchus tshawytscha (Chinook salmon)
Lineage: Eukaryota; Metazoa; Chordata; Actinopteri; Salmoniformes; Salmonidae
Product: mesenteric estrogen-dependent adipogenesis protein
Exons: 5
Coding region: 89-730 (213 amino acids)
Cellular component (GO): cytoplasm
Source: RefSeq, a predicted model, not a curated record
GACCUGUAUUUCCUCAUCACGUGAUCUGGAAUCGCAGCAGAAAAACAGACAUUGCUCGAGACAGAAAACUCCACAUAACUCCAAAGACAUGACGAUCACAGACGUGUCCCGUUGUACGAUGGAAGUUAUAGAAGUUGAGGAAUUCUUGCGGAACCCUCCGCCCGGUUUCACCGUAGAGGCUGGCUACGGAUUCGUGAAAAGCGAUCCUGAAAACUGCUGCGUGUUCAUCGAUGACUUCGAGUUAUCCAGAGGAGGAAAAGUAGUCUUCCAACACUCGCAGGGAAAGAAAAUCACAGUGCGCAAUUUGGGAGAUUACACUCGCUUCAGGAAGAACCUAACCUCAAAAAAGAUAUAUAUACUGGUGUCUGCAUGUGAAAGUACACCUUCAUCGACAGAUAACAAAGCUCCCAAAAACAAAAGAGUGCUCCAGCAGUAUGUGGUGUCCAUUGAUGGCCGUAACCCUCUGAUCAAGUGGGAGAUUGAGAGAGGCCUGGACAGGACUAUCUCCUCUGUGGCUGGGGAGAGCUACAGGGUUGACAUUGACCUGUGUGAUGCGUUGCGUGGCUGGGAAGGGGAGAGUUUCUGUCUCCUAGGCAAUAGAGAGAAGGUCACACCCGUGUGGAAGGAUACCUGCUUCACCUUGAAAUAUUACUCGGAUGCCCUCUUCGACUUCCCACACUGGCUCGGCUUCAGCAAACGACAUUUCAAGAUCUCCUACCAUGGAAGAUGAGACCUUAGCAAGAAUCAAUAAUUACUAUUUGAUGGGCAAGAAGACUGGACAUAGGCCAAAGAUGAUGAUCUAUUAUAUUGACAAGGUAGCCGAGUGACCACUCUAACAAUGGAAAUGCAUGUCCUCAAUGUUUGAAGGCAACUGAGGUCAGGUGGGACCAUACUAGCCAAUGAGAGGGCAGAUAUGUGUGUGAACAACAGGCACAACCAAGUCAUUUUUCGCAAAGCUGUCGGAAUGCCACCUGCAUCCACUUAGAUCGGUACAUUUGAAACAGUCUAAAAAUUACAGACUUCUAUUGAAAUCAAAUUAGCCCCAUGUAUUUCUACACUCUCUCAUAGACCUCCAUACAAAAAGGGUCUUAUCUCACACGGCCAUAUUUAGGGCGGUAAAUCCUCUCGCUUCGCCUCUUCCAAGGCCCAUGUUUCAGUGGACAGCGACACCUGUCAGUUGAAGUGAGAAGCUGGGAUGCCUGCUAUGCAGGAUUCCACCACUGGGAGGAGCUGUUUAUCAGUAGACAUGAUCAUCUCGUUUAGUGUAAGACAUGGAUGGUCAGUUCAAUGCUGCUGCUUUGGUUUGAGAAUUUAACCCUCGGCUGCACUGUUAUGUCACUGGGAAGAUGGAGUAAGCCAGUCGGCAAGAAACUAUUGAAAGAACAGCCCAAAAGACUUCACAAUGAGUUGUUUUAUCUAGUUCAUAUAUACAGGGCCUUUAGAAAGUAUUGAAAGAACAGCCCAAAAGACUUUACAAUAAGUUGUUUUAUCUAGUUCAUAUAUACAGGGCCUUCAGAAAGUAUUUCAAUCCUUUUGACUUGUUCUACAUUUUGUUGUGUUACAGCCUGAAUUUAAAAUGGAUUAAAUUGGGUUUUUGUUAUUGUUACUGACCUACACACAAUACCCCAUAAUGACAAAGUGGAAGGAUGUUUUUAGAAAAAAAUCAAAUUAAUUUAAAAAAAUAGUUUUAAGUAUUCAACCUCUUAUGGCAAGUCUAAAUAAGUUCAGAAGUAAACAAUCCACAUAAUAAGUUUACAUGGAUUCACUGUGUACAAUGCUAGUGUUUA